Molecule: messenger RNA, 3870 nt
Organism: Drosophila arizonae
Lineage: Eukaryota; Metazoa; Arthropoda; Insecta; Diptera; Drosophilidae
Gene: bbg
Product: PDZ domain-containing protein big bang
Molecular function (GO): protein binding
Source: RefSeq, a predicted model, not a curated record
ACAGUUAACAUCACAGCAGCAGCAGCAGGAGCAGGAGCAGGAGCAACUGGCAGCAAGAAGCCUCUACUAGCCACAGCGAGCGCGACAAAGACUUCCACUUCCACAUUGACUUCGACGGCCUCGUCCGCAUCCAAUUCGUGCCCAACGCUCGGCCCAAGCUUGCAGCCCAAGCAUAACCACAACAACAAAAUGGAGCUGCUGAGCAGCCCAGCAAUAGCAGCAACAACCACAACAGCAACCGCCACGAAGCAGCUGCUGGUGCAGGACUACCUGAGCUACGCAUCCCCACCGACCUAUUCCCGACUGCCACCCGAUGGCCACGAGUUUCCACCCAACUUCAGUGAGCCGCUCAUAAUGCAUCCCAAGCUGAGCUUCGAGCACAACAACAACAACAGCAGCAGCAGCAGCAGCAACAACAGCAACAAAUUGGACGCUGCACCACCGCUACCCAAGACGGGACCGCCUCCAACCGUGCCGCGUAAGAUGUAUCGCCAGGAUUUGGUCAUCAAUAUGGAGGAUGCGCGUCCGACAGCACGCGCCACAGAGAGUGCGGCCACAGCGCCAUCUGGCGGCGGUGGCGUGCGCGACUAUCAACGUUCCUUGAGCGCCAGUGCGCCGCGCAAGCCCAGCGAUUGGCGCAAAGACGAAAAGUCCGAAAAAUCGGUGCGCGACAAAAUAGCCAUGUUCUCAUCCAGCAACGAACUGGACGCCAUUGCGCCAGCUCCAGCCACAGCCAGCUCCAGUUCCACUUUCUCUCGCAAGCCACUGAACAUGAGCAGCGAGAAUCUGCUGGAGGCGGCCUCCUCGACCCCAGCGCCUUCCCUGAAGACGCGCGCCAUGAGCGUGGAGAACCUGAACGAUGCACAGCGUCAGUACCAGUUGGCCAAGCAGCUGCCGCAGCUGCAUGUGGCCGACUCCAUGUACUCGCUGCACACCAGCAGCUACAACUACAGCUAUGCCUCCUUGCCACGUCGCACGCAUGGCGGCAGCAGCAGCAGCAUCACCUCCUCGGCUGUAGAGCGUCGCAUCAGCUUCUCGGGCGAGGGCGAUGCGGCCACGCGGAAGGCGGCCAUUACCAACAUAUUGGAGCAGCGGCGUCGCAGCUUGUCCAAGCUGCGCGGCCUAGUCAUACCGGAGCGGCCGCAGCUGCUGGAGCCCAUACUGGAUCUGCCCGAGAUCAAGAGUCAGGUGAAGGCGGCGAGUGGAGAGGACUCGACGGACAGCGGCCUGGGCGAGAUGCGUCCGCUGAGGCAGGCCAGCAACAGCACCAUCAGCAGCAGCAGCAUUAACUCCAGCAACAUUAGCAACAACAACAGCAACAUGAAUGGCAGCAGCUAUCGCAGCUUCCUUACGGCCACACAGCGUCGUCCUUUGGAGACACAGCUCUCGCAGCCGCCUGCCAAGCCGCCCAGGACAUCGCUAGCUAGCACUUUGAGCAUGCCCAGCCGGCCAACCCCGCAACAGCAACCACAGCAGCAGCAGCAACCACAGCAACAGUUGCCGCUGCAACAGAGCUUCCUCGCCGAUCAGGAGAGCGACACAGAUUCCGUAUUCUCCAAUACGGCACGCGUGCCCACGCCACCGGAGAAGUUCGCGCUGACACGCACGCUCAGCUCGGAGACAAACACUUCGAUAGCCAGCUCCAACACCUCCACCUUGACGUCGGGCUCCUCGGCCGGCUCGCAGGCCAGCUGCAGCUCGCUGGGCAGCACGCCCACCGUGGAUCUCACCCGGCGCGUGCUCAAGUGCCAGCUGAAUGGCAGCGCCAAUGCCAAUGGCAAUGGCAACGAUGCCAAUGCCAGUGCCAACAGCAAUCGCAAGAGCAUCCUGGCCUCGGCCAAGUGCCGCAGCGCCAAGAGUCGCGGACAGGAGAACUUCAAUGACAACGACAACGACAGCACCGAUGGUGAGGCCUGCGUCCUGAACGGGCGUCGGCUCAAGUCUAGCUACAAGCAACAGCAGCAGCAACAGCAGCAGCAUCAACUGCUGGCCAAGCAGCUGGUGGUGGACAAGCUGAUCAAUGUGGCUGCCUAUGUGGAGCUCACCUCGGAUACGGACGACAGCAGCCGGCGCUCGGAUACGCCGGCCAAGAUCAGUGCCAUGUUCAUCGAUGAGGAGCGCAAGGCCAGCUUCAAGGCCGAUCCCGUGCAGCAGGCCAAGCUGCGCGUGGUGCAGGCCAAGCCUGUGAUUUGCCCCAUGCCGCAGCGCACUCAGACGCCAAAGCUGGGCCUGGGCAGCGCCAGCAAGUCGCAGACGACGGCUGAGCUGCGCGAGAAAUUUGAGCGCAGCGCGGCGGCGGCUGCAGCAGCGGCCACGCCCCCAGUUCCAUUGCCCGUGCACAAGGCAAUCACGAGCGUUGCCCUGGCCAACGCUAAGCCGCAUCAUGAGCGCUUCAGCUCGCUGGAUUCGCUGGCCUCCAGCUCCUCGGGCGUCAGCUCGACCACACAGAACGUGAGCACCACCCAAGAGACGGCCACGGAGUUCGGCAGCUUCUCAUCGUUGGGCAGCAAUCAGAGCUUGAUUACGGCACAAGAUGUGCAGCAGAUUGUCGAGGAGGCCGAUCCGCCACUGAAGACACCGGAAGCCUUCAUCAUAGUCCUGCAGCGGGAUACGCCAGAGAGCAGCAUUGGCAUCACACUAGCCGGUGGCUCCGACUAUGAGGCUAAGGAAAUAACCAUCCACAAAAUAUUGAGCAACACGCCCGCUGCCAAGGACGGACGCCUGAAGAAGGGCGAUCGCAUCUUGGCCGUCAAUGGCAUGAGCAUGCGAGGCCUAACACAUCGUGAAUCGAUCAGCGUGCUCAAGACACCUCGUCCCGAAGUCGUCGUCGUGGCCACGCGCUCCGAAUCGCUGAUCAUCAAGCCGCUGAAUAAGAAACGCUCUUCGCUGGGCUCGCUCAGCUCACUGAAUGAGAAGCCGACUGAGCUGGACUACGAACGCAAACGCAACUACCACAAGGCAUCGCGAUCGCUCGAUCUGGAUCUGGACAUUGUGUCCAAUGAGGGUGGCGCCAGCACCGUGCCCAGCACGCCGAGCACGCCCAGCACGGGCACGAGCAGUCCGCAGCAGCCGGCCAGUCUGCUGGAUGAGGCGAGCAGCAACGAUGCAGAGUUGACCAUUGCGGGCAUUCGGGCAAGGCGUCAGCUCUCUCGCGGAGAUGCAGCCAAGCUGAGCACCAGUGAGCUGCUGGAGCGUGCUGCGGAGGCACGUAAUGCCAUUGCCGCGGAGAUACGUGCACAGGCUGAAGACGUGGCGUCUGGCGCUGGUGCGCGUUGCGUGGAAAUCAUCAAGGACAGCUGUGGACUGGGCUUCUCCAUUGAGGGCGGCUUCGACUCGCCGUUGGGCAAUCGUCCGUUGAUUGUCAAGAAGGUCUUCAUGGGUGGUGCCGCCCAGAAGACCAAUCAGGUGCGCAACGGCGACGAGAUCCUUAGCAUUAAUGGUGCCUCAACGGCGAGAAUGACGCGCGUCGAUGCCUGGAACUAUAUGAAGCAGCUGCCGCUGGGUCCGGUCAAAAUUACAUUGGCCUAGAUUCUAUAUAGCUUGAUAAUGAUAAUGCGCCACAAUUUUUUAGUUUAGUAGAUUGAAGAUAGAGGGAAGAGAGCAGGCGAGCUGCGACGUUUUGUUUCUGCAUUUAGAGAGCGAUCUAUAUACAUGUAAUCGUAAUCAUAUAUACAUCUCUAUAUAUAUAUAUAUUUAAAUAAUUUAAAGUGCAAUUGAUAUAACUUUUCUAAUUUGAAUUGGGGCUGCGUCCUCUAUUAAAUAUAUAUAUACAUAUACACUUACAUUUUAUAUAUCCCUUGAUUGUACAUAACUAUCUUAACUAAUUUACGUAUUUAAUUUUCUCAAACGAUACAAAGAAAUGGAAAUUUU